AUGGACAGCAACAAAGAUACAAAAUGGUCCAAGCUGAGGUCUCGCCUGCACAUGCUGGGGUACAACGACAACCUUGGAGAAGAGUCUGUGCAACUUGUUGAGCAACUUUUCAGUGAUUUGGUCCACACCACGGAAAGCCUGCGCGAAUCUCAACGAUCAACAGCCAAGUCGGAAAAAGAAAGCCAAAACAGUGAUGUCCGCCUGACACGGGAGAACCAAGAGCUUCACUUUGAGCUCAUGAUGGUGAGGGGUGAAAGAGCCCAGGUGACCAGAGAGUUGAAGGUCUACAUCACCAAGCUGGAAAAUGACGUCACUUUGCUCAAGUCUUUGAACGAGCAGUAUUUGCACGAGUUGCACAGCCUUGAGAAGGACUGCAAAGAAAAGGCCAAGCUCAUCCGUCAACUGCGUCGGAAAAAUGUCAACAUUUGGGUGCAGGCAACACAGAUGGAUGAACUCCAAGAGACCAACAUGGCCCUGGAGCAGAAGCUCAAAUCAGCGCAGCGCAAGUCCUCGAGCAAAGUGAUGGAGCUCACCUCGAAGAACCACGAACUGUGUCAAGAGAUUACGGACAUUCGCAACCUCGCCAAGAAGAUGGCGAUGGAAAAGAAGCAAAAGUUGGAAAAGGCUGAAUUGAAGUUGCAAGAUCUGAAAGCCGUUAUCCGAAAGCUUCAGGGAGUCAUUAGAGAAUUGGAGGAUCAGCUUCGUAAAAAUACAAUGACUUCAGAACUACCAGACGAACGUGAAGGAGAGCCGAAAAAUAUUGACCAUCGGAGCAAUGAAGCUUAUAACCUAAGGGAGCAGAAUGAAAAAUUUGAGGCAAUGUUGGAGUUUCUGGAGGAACAGAAUAGCAGGCUGCAGGCCAAAGUGGAGAAGAUGAUGUCUGUUGAGAAAGUCUUGGUUCUGGAGUUGGAGGGUUGGCGGACUAAAUACGGCAUUUGUGGACUGGAACGGUCGCCAUCGCGUCUGGAUGCCUUUGUCCAGAGUUUGGAAGAAGAAAGGGAUCACUAUCGUCAGGAGGUUGAACACUAUAAGAACGUUCGAGGGAGGAGUCCCGUAAUUGAGGCCCAAGACAGCUUAAACAGGACACCCAAAAUUCGAAAGCCCAGGGAUCGGUUCAAAGGGGCAGAAAACAAAGUCCAGCAAGAAGAAGACCAGGUGACAGAAGAUAUAUCGGAGGAGGGACUUCAGCAAAUGCAGGAGAAGCCUGCAGGACCUUCUGCUGAAAUCAGAAACCUGAAAGAGCAGCUUCGCCUGGCAAAGGCAAAAAUUGCAGAGGUUUUAGAGGAGCUCCAAGGGGCAAAAGAAAAACUUCAGCGGUUGACCUCUGAAAAAGACUCACUGGGAGAUCAUCUUAAAAAUGCAGAAAUGGACAUUCAGCUGCUGAAAUCGGGGAAAGACGAACUAAUGGAGGAAUUGAAGCAAAAGCAGCUGCAGUAUGAGGAGCACCACUCCAAAACAUCUGCUGAAACGUUGAAACUGGAUGAAAAGCUCAAAGACUCACUGAAGGAGGAACUGAAGAUACUUCAGCUGAACCAAGGUGAGCAGCGCUCAAACAUCUUUGCGGAAAUUGUAAAACUGGAGGAGAAGCUCAGACUGGCAGAAGAAAAAAUCCAGCAGUUGACUGCUGAAAAAGAUUCACUGAAGAAGGAACUUGAGAAUCAACAGCUGAAGCACGAUGAGAAGCACCAAGGAACCUCUGCAGAAACCAUCAAACUGGAACAGAAGCUCAGACUGGCAGAAGAAAAAAUCCAGCAGUUGACUGCUGAAAAAGAUUCACUGAAGAAGGAACUUGAGAAUCAACAGCUGAAGCACGAUGAGAAGCACCAAGGAACCUCUGCAGAAACGAUCAAACUGGAACAGAAGCUUAGACUGGCAGAAGAAAAAAUCCAGCAGUUGACUGCUGAAAAAGAUUCACUGAAGAAGGAACUUGAGAAUCAACAGCUGAAGCACGAUGAGAAGCACCAAGAAACCUCUGCAGAAACCAUCAAACUGGAACAGAAGCUCAGACUGGCAGAAGAAAAAAUCCAGCAGUUGACUGCUGAAAAAGAUUCACUGAAGAAGGAACUUGAGAAUCAACAGCUGAAGCACAAUGAGAAGCACCAAGGAACCUCUGCAGAAACCAUCAAACUGGAACAGAAGCUCAGACUGGCAGAAGAAAAAAUCCAGCAGUUGACUGCUGAAAAAGAUUCACUGAAGAAGGAACUUGAGAAUCAACAGCUGAAGCACAAUGAGAAGCACCAAGGAACCUCUGCAGAAACCAUCAAACUGGAACAGAAGCUCAGACUGGCAGAAGAAAAAAUCCAGCAGUUGAUCACUGAAAAAGACUCACUGAAGAAGCUGGAGAACCCGGAGCUGCCGUCACAGGUUCUCGGGCUACGGGAUCGCGAUCGGAAUAUGGAACGGCAGAUGGAUGCUCGUUAUGUUGGGCUUCUUCCGAAUCCGGAGGAGACGGCAAGAGAGAGAAUAGCAGUCUCCGGUCUCAGGCAGCAACAAGAGCAGAUUCAAUAUGCGCUUUUGGACCUCCAACAAAUGCUGUCUGUGAAGAACAACGAGUUACUCGCCACUCAGUCCCAGAUGGAAAAACUGAAGGACACCAUCGAGUCGCUGAGUCAGCAAGUUUACCAGCACAAGCAGGAAGCCGAGAUCCUCCGCAUUUCUUUCUCAGCGUUGAAAAUAAGAAAGGACGUCCUGGAGGAGGAGGUGGUGGCCAAGACCAAGAGACUGGCGGUUCUCCAGGAGCAGCUUGGCAAGAAGGUUGCGUCUGUGGAAGAGAGCCGAAAUAAUAAAACGCACCUCUGAUUACAGAUGGACGUGGAACUGAAAGGCCAGGAGAGGCAGCAGGCCACUCAGAGGUUGCUGGAGACCCAUCAGGAAGCGCUGUUGCAAAUCAGAAGAGACAACGAAUUGAUCAUCGGUGAAUACAGGAGACUGCAGGACGACGUGGCCGCCAUGACGCAGGAGAAGCAAGUUGCACAUGAAAGGAUGGAGGAGGCUUUGCGUGAGCGGGAGGAGCUCAAACUGAGAGUCCAUUCUUACGUCAAUACGGUGUCCAGGAUUGAGAACAUCUUGAAGACAAAGGAUCAGGAGAUUCAGGACCUGGCGGAGCGCUUCCGCUCGGACGUGCAGGAGCGGGAGCAGCGGCUGCAGCAGGUGGAGGGAUUCAUCGGUACCGUCCGUAUGGAGCUCCUCUCGUCCGAGACGGAGCGGCAACAUCUGCACGAAGUCCUUGGGAAGAAGGUGUGGGAGAUUCAGCAGCACAUGCAUGGCUUGGAGACGUACAAGGCGCAAGUGGCGACGAUGGCCCAGGAGACGUCUCGACUCGAGGAGGAGGUCCGCAUCCAUCAGGAGGAGAAAGUGACUCUCCUGACCGAACUGGUGUCAGUCAAAGAGGUCUGCGUCAAAAUGGACGCGGAGAAGGAAAUCGCCGCUCGGCAACUUUUACUCAAGAGCAUGGAACUUGAGAGGGUGAGUGAAGAGGAGGACGCUCUGACAGAGGCGAUUCUCAUCAAAGAGCACCUGGCCAACGAGAAGCUGGUGGUGCGCAACGUGGAGGCCAUGCUGUCCACCAGUCGACAGGAGAUGUUCCAAGCCCACCAGGAGGUCAGCGAGAAAGAGGCGGAGCUUAAGGCCCUUCGCCAGAAGCUCGCCCUGGCCGACGACAAGAUUGCGGCGCACGCCAGGGAGGUGACCAAUCUCCGGAGGAAAAUCGAUCAUCUGCAGACCGAGAUGGAAGUUUUGAGUCGCAAAGGCCAUGAGCGUGUGGUCUUUCCCGACAGCAAUGCCCUCGAGGACACGCCCUCGCAAGAUGUUUCCUUCAGACCCCUGAGGGCCUCCUCGCCCUUAGACUACCAGCCCGCUUCUCAUCAGCCAGCCCCCAACACCUCACUCUAA
Molecule: messenger RNA, 3891 nt
Organism: Syngnathus typhle (broad-nosed pipefish)
Lineage: Eukaryota; Metazoa; Chordata; Actinopteri; Syngnathiformes; Syngnathidae
Product: centrosomal protein of 135 kDa-like
Exons: 27
Source: RefSeq, a predicted model, not a curated record